GCAGUUAUUGCAGAUCAAGACAGAAGACAUAUGCUAUGAGCGAUAAUGAUAUAAACUACAAACGACAGGGUAGUAUUACAGAGGGUGUAGCAGAUGUCACAUACUCAAGUUCUUCUCAUAAAAGUGCAAAGUUAUGCGAUGGAAACCAGAAACAAAAAGCAUCAGAUGAUAUAGAACAUGGAAUUUACACUGAAGAUUACACUUAUCCAGAAGAAGAAACUCAAACACCUGACCGAACACCCCUGCAGUCAUCAAUUCCAUCACCUGAUAAACCAACAAUUAACGUUCGUCAAAAACUUGGUGACACUGAUGUAAAAAGACAACGUCAGCCUUCACCAGUCCUUGAAAGUGAAAGUGAUGAUAGUGAUGAUGAAGAAGUUUGUGAUUUUACACCUCCAAUUCCGGCUCGUUCAACAGGUUAUAACGCUGAUGGACUCUCAAAACGUAAUACCAAAGAUAUAAGUUAUGAUAGUAAUGAUUUGGCUGUUCAUGUUCAUGAAGUGAAAGUUGAAAUAAGUGAAACGAGUUCAUUCGCAGCAGAAAACGAAGGCUACGUUCCAGAAGAAGAAAGUUUACUGACUAGACGCUUACCUCCUCCAAUACCCACUGAACAUGACGAUUGUAAUAACACUGUAAGAACUAGACGUUUACCUCCUCCUGUACCGGAAGCACAAAAUGAUUGCAUCGAAAAUGUACCACGUAGACGUUCACCUCAUCCAAUACCCGAAGAAUAUGAUGAUUACAACGGAAUAAGUAAUGGUGAUGGAAGCCAGUCUUCAUCCGAUGAACACGGACCAAUGAGCUCAGCUUCUUACACAAGCUACAGUGGUAACCCAAAUGAAGUUUUAGCAAGUAUUCCUCAAACAACCGGAAUUCGACAAGAAAAACAAUACUCCGAUCACUACAAUUCCAUGCCGAAUGCCAUGGAUUCAUGGAAGGAGCCAUUGACAGCUGUCAAAACAAUUGUUGCAGACAAUGAAGAAACGUUCGUAAUGGAAACAGAUACCAAAGAAGAUGAAAAUUGAUGAUUUUGAAGACCAUGUAUUGCUUCCCUGGACUUUCCCGUAUACAUAAGUCGGACAAAAUGAGAUGAAUUUACAUAGUGUAUUCAACCCUAUAUUUAUAUAUAUAGCAUAAUAGGACAAUAUCCAGAUUUACAUUCUUUGUCUACUCUUUCCUAAGCAUUUUUUACAUUGAUAUCACCCCUUUUGCAAAAAUAUUUUUCAGCUGGAACCAUACAAUUUUAGCAACAUUGAGGCAAUCAACCCAUCAAUUUUAUUUAUGAUUUGCAAACUUUUGGAUAAUGUUCCUACUGUGUCAAUUCGGUUUACAGGAAAGGGAAUUUUUAAUGUCGUUUUAUGGCUUUGCUGUGUGCAACAUUAUAUAGUUUUCUGAAAUUCUUAACAUUAACCCAAUCAUUUUACUGAUGUAAAUAGUGCCUGUACCUAAUAUCUGAUGAGACUUGUGUGUUAUGAAAAUAUAAGGUACAUGUAGUUUAUAUCUAGGAACCUACACAUAAUAUUACUUUAGUACCGUUUUCAUCGCCAUUAGCUGUUUUAUGAUAGAUUUGUUCAUACACAAACAGAGAAUUCAAUUAUGUGGUGCGGAAGUGCUUCAUGAUCGUCACUUGCUUUUAUUUCGUAUAAAUUAAACAUAAUUCAAUUUUCAUAUUUACAGAUCUUCAAAAUAAAUCUUCAUGCUAUUAACAUUUCGAAUCUAAAAUUCGAAAAGUUCGACAGAAAAAGUGCUGCAGCAUUCCACGUGAAAUCAAUUAUCUGUCAUAUGGGUGAAGAUGUAGAUUUCAAAAUAGAUCAAUCAUGCAAUAUUUAUUUAAUUUAGAUGAUUAAUAUACAUGAAUAUAAUAGGAUUAUAUUCAUCGUUUCAUUUUUCUAUUAAGCAAUUAUAUAAUUAUUUACAACAUGCAUUGUAAAUUAUCAACUUUUUUCAAAUUAAUAUAAAAAAAAAAGACUUUUGAAAAGUACAUGAACAUGAGUAAAAAGGUUUUUGAAGGUAAACCCGUACCUUUCAUGCCUUCAUGCCACCUCAAACACCCCUAUAUAAAAACAUGUUCAAAAGUGCAUGAAUACUAGUACUGCCACACUUAUAAAUGUACAACAUGUGACCUAUCCGUUAAUUUAAUUAGAUAAACAGUCUCUAUGAAUCAGAUUUGAUUAUACGAUACUUAAGUUGUAGACGAACAUUAAUGUCUGUUCACUACACUCGAUGCAAUCAUUCUUUGGAACCAUAACGUGUAAAAUUACUUUUCGAAAGGUACAGAGGUAAGAACUUGAGUGAACAUUGAUAUGCCUUGCCAUCUAUUGUGUUGUUUUAUUCGCUAUCAUCAAUGCUAUAUAAGCCCAAGUUCGUCACGCGCAAGUUUAUUGCAAUACUGAAUACUGAAGUAAUGUUUGCACGGCAUG
Mytilus californianus (California mussel) is the source of this 2420-nucleotide messenger RNA. RefSeq lists its product as uncharacterized. The coding region runs from base 36 to 1025 and encodes 329 amino acids. The record is from RefSeq and is a predicted model, not a curated record. NCBI's taxonomy places the organism in Eukaryota, Metazoa, Mollusca, Bivalvia, Mytilida, Mytilidae. The transcript has 12 exons.